AGGUAGCAGUCCAUUCUUUUGUGGAGAAUCUGUUCAGGAGUAUCUGGGGAUUGCCUAACAGCAGGGCCCCACUGGCCAUCAAGUACUUUUUCGACUUCCUGGAUGCACAAGCAGAGAGAAAAAAAAUCUCAGAUCCAGAUGUUCUCCACAUCUGGAAAACAAACAGCCUUCCACUUCGUUUCUGGGUGAACAUCCUGAAGAACCCUGACUUUGUGUUCAGCGACUUGGAAAAGACACCUCACCUGGACGGCUGUCUGUCCGUCAUCGCUCAGGCGUUCAUGGACUCCUUCUCCCUAGUCGAGCAACACCUGGACAAGCAUUCACCAACCAAUAAGCUACUCUAUGGCAAAGACAUCCCUCAGUACAAACAGGAAGUGAAGUCGUACUACAAGUUAGUGAAGGACCAGCAUUCUAUUAGCAGCCAAGAGUUGAAAAUAUUUCUUCAAGGGGAGUCAAAGAAACAUCAAAAUGAGUUCAAUGAAUCUGCGGCUCUGCGAGAACUCUGCAAAUUCAUGCUCCGCUACUUCAGCGAGGUUUCUCAGAAGCUGGAACAGACAGACGCCCCUGAUAAGUUGAAAGAGGACAUGCAAAACGUGAAGGAGCUUUUUGAAAACAUGAAGCGAAGUGGUUGGAGUUGAAAUUCCUGGUCUUGUUAUUCAUAUGGGUAUUUACACUGCAUUUUGUUUAUUUUAAGCUGGUCAUUAAACUGGACGCACCUCCAUCAUAAAGACUUUCAGCAUCCUCGGCCAUAUAUUAGAGAAGACAGAUUCACUUCUGUUUGUUGGACAUUAUAGAGACCAAGUGAAUGUAAUGUAUAUUGAUGAAUUUUAGAGUUCGAGAGGAGCUCAUUGUUGAGCUUAUAUUGAACUAACACUGACCUGUCUAUUCAAUGUAUCUCAAACCCAUUACUUGCAAAACUUGAUGAUUUAUAUGGUUUAAUUAGAUUUUUCUCCCUGCUUUCUGAAUCAUAUAUUAUUUUACUACAGAUUUGCCUCUAAUGCAUUAAUCUGCCAAUUUGCAUAAUUAUUCAACUGUUCUGGUCUGCACUAUAUUAUUAAAAUGUGUGUAGUUUUAUGUAAAGAGCUGUUUCUAACAGUGUGAUCACUGUUAAUCUGUAUUCCUUUGUCGCCCUCUAUUGGUUAUACUAGUUAUUACUUAUAAUAUGACAGCUUGCAUUAAUCGAUUUAUGAAUUACAUUAUCCUUAAGGAGUAACAUUCAGAACGAUAUAACCAAACAAAAAAAUAAUGGGUGAAAUUGCCAGUAUAUUUUAAAAUGUAAGGGAAAAUAAUUGAAGUAUGUAGAAAGAGUAUCAUUUUUAUCGUUGUUUUUUGUUCUUUCUUUCUUUCUUUUUUUAAAUCUAAUGUAUCACUUAGGAUGUAUUGACAGAUGUUAAGUUUACUAUUUGCCUAUUUCUGUU
Sinocyclocheilus rhinocerous is the source of this 1418-nucleotide messenger RNA. RefSeq names its product plexin-C1-like. The transcript is spliced from 5 exons. Gene Ontology annotation, biological process: semaphorin-plexin signaling pathway; regulation of GTPase activity; regulation of cell migration. The record is from RefSeq and is a predicted model, not a curated record. Gene Ontology annotation, cellular component: semaphorin receptor complex; plasma membrane. Lineage: Eukaryota; Metazoa; Chordata; Actinopteri; Cypriniformes; Cyprinidae. The coding region runs from base 279 to 638 and encodes 119 amino acids. Gene Ontology annotation, molecular function: semaphorin receptor activity.